Molecule: messenger RNA, 765 nt
Organism: Drosophila busckii
Lineage: Eukaryota; Metazoa; Arthropoda; Insecta; Diptera; Drosophilidae
Gene: Sec20
Product: vesicle transport protein SEC20
Exons: 2
Coding region: 70-753 (227 amino acids)
Biological process (GO): retrograde vesicle-mediated transport, Golgi to endoplasmic reticulum
Cellular component (GO): endoplasmic reticulum; SNARE complex
Molecular function (GO): SNAP receptor activity
Source: RefSeq, a predicted model, not a curated record
ACCUAUCGAGCAGCACUUGUCAUCGUCCCACGUCAUAGCCCAAGCAAAUUUAUUUAAAGUGUAUUUAAAAUGGAUAAAGAUAAAUUUACGCUGCAAACUAUAAGGCAAGACCUGAUUGACAACAAUCUGCAAGCCAAGGCAAUUAUACAAGAUAUACUUAACAGCCGGGGCUCGCUGGCGGAGCUGGAAGAGCUGAAUGAAGCCGGUCGCGGCAAGCUGUCAGCUAUACGCAAAAAUAUUGAACGUUUGGAUAACUGGGCACGUGACAUGUGCGAUGCAAAUUUACUAAAAGACGUGGACACGCAUCGUGAUGAAUUCUCGAAAACAUUGCAAGCAUUCCGUAAGGCCAAUGUCUCAACCAUGCUGGAGAUUGAGAAAGCUAAUCGUGAGGAGCUCAUGGCUAUUACCGGUGAGAGUGAGCUGCGUCAGCGCACCACUCGUGGCACGCGGCACAAUCGUGGCAGCGUCGUCUCCCAGGAAAACGAUGUCACCGAGAAGAUGCUGGCCAUAUCGCGGCAUCUAUCGGAAACCACACAAAAGAGCGCAGUUACGCUGGAGACAUUGGUCGCCUCCUCACAGAACGUGGAAGCCACUAGUGAUGAGUUGCAGCAUACGGCGGGUAGCAUUACACAGUCCGGCAAGCUAUUGAAGAAGUACGGACGACGCGAGUGCACGGAUAAAAUGCUUUUGUUUUUUGCUUUUUGUCUAUUUCUAGCCUGUGUCUUUUAUAUUGUGCAAAAGCGUUUAUUUUAAAUAAUAGUGUUU